Molecule: messenger RNA, 2855 nt
Organism: Vollenhovia emeryi
Lineage: Eukaryota; Metazoa; Arthropoda; Insecta; Hymenoptera; Formicidae
Gene: dila
Product: centrosomal protein of 131 kDa-like
Exons: 10
Coding region: 251-2350 (699 amino acids)
Biological process (GO): cilium assembly; intraciliary transport involved in cilium assembly; regulation of centrosome duplication
Cellular component (GO): centriolar satellite
Source: RefSeq, a predicted model, not a curated record
CAGGAAUAUGCUGUUGCAAUAGUGCUCCAAUUAUUGAAAAUUUUUGUGUAUUGUAACAUACACAAACAUUUCACCCUGUACUAUUUUUCGUACAAUUGACUUAUUUGUAAGUAUUUAUAUAUGUAAUAAAUGAUGGUCUUGUUAAAAAACAUUUUUUAUCACGCAUUAGGUCCCAAAGGGUUAAAUGAAAAAGGUUUAGCACACGAUCGUCUCUCCGUUCCCGUUCGCCUGCAAUUUUGCAUAUGCGUGCAUGUCGUAUUUCUCCGACACGAAAGAGGACCCAUUCACCCUUGUUUACAACACGUGCAUCACCAUGGCGAUCGGCGGGCGGCGCGUAAAUAAAUGCAUAAGUUCGUGGGCCGGCUCGCUGCCCCAUUUCAUGCCCCAUUUAACGCAUUUUCCCGCAAGCGAACGCACCGAAGCGGACAUGGCAGCGCGGAAGUUACGUGAGGAAAAACACGAUUUCAAUCAAAAUUUGAUCGAGCCGCCGAGCUCGUUCGAGAAGUUGUGCGACACGAUAAAGAAAUUGGAAAAGGAUAGCAAUAUUGAAAUCGCGGAGUGCGAUCGGGUGGAUUUACUGGCCGUUGAAGUCAAGUACGAUGCUAAUCUCGAGCCGGCAAUGCGCAAGUACUCGGGACAGAUCGAGCCGGAGAAGGAUGUUGCCGUGAACAAAUGUGGGUCAAUUGCAACAACUUACGAAGACAUCAUGACCUUCUUAGGAACGCUAGAAAAUGAAGACCCACCGGGGACCGACAUCGCUGCUAAUAACGUGACAACUGUAUUCUCGUCCUGCCAAAAUCCUAGUAGGUGCGAGGCGCAGAGUCUCGGCUGUCAACGGGACGACUUGGAGACCGCGAGGUUGCAAAUCGAGGAGCGAAACGCGGCGAUAGAGUGUCUGAAGGAUCAAUUGAAGUCCGAGCGCAAGGCGGCGUGUGAUAAAAUGACGUCGCAGAAACGCCAUCACGCUGCCAGGACGAAGGAGUUGGAGAACAAGUACAGGACGAUCGUGAAGCGCCAUCAGAAGUUUAUCGAGCAGCUGCUCGCCGAGAAGACCGAUCUCGCGCAGAAAUGCGACUCUCUGGCGCGACAAAUUAAAGAGAUGGAACAGAAGGUCCAGCGAGACCUGAAAGCAAUUAGCGAGAGGCACGCCGUCGAACUGCAACGCGCGAAGGACAAUAUAGCAGCGUCCGAGAAGAUCCGGCGCGAACGGUGGCUGGAAAUGAGAACAUCAAAGAUCAAAGAGAUGACGGUAAAAGGGCUAGAGCCAGAAUUGCACCACAUGAUGGAGCAACAUCAGCAGGAGAUACAGCAGUUAAGACGUGCGCACAUAAAAGAAUUACAGGAUACGGAAUUGCGCGCGAUGCGCAGGUCGAAUCAACAAUUGGAGCAAUUGCGAAUCGAGUUGACGGACAGCCACGAGAAAAUGUUAGCCAAGGAGAAGGACAUAUUGGCAGCAAGGUACAAGGAGAACCUGGAGGAGCAAGGGGCACAUUUUCAGGCGCAACAAAAGACAUACGCGGAGCAUUUCGAAAGAGAGAAAUCGAUGCUCAUUGCAGAGCAAAAGAAACGCGACCGGGAGACAAGCGCGACGAUACAACGAGCGGAAUUGCAUUUUCAGAAAGAAACGGAAAGAUUAAGAGAGCAACACGAAAUUGCCAAGAGGAAUUUCGAGGAAUCCUUGAGAAAAGAAUGGCUCGCGUGGGCGGAUAAUUAUAAACAGGAACAAAGCGUGACUCUCACAAAGGCGGAGAGCGCAAUUCGUAACAAUUGUCAAAAGGAGAGGGACAAGCAGAUAGAGAUCGCUAUAGUUAGAUUAGAAAAAGAAUCUUGUGAAACGCAAGCUAAGCUGCAGCAAAGUUUCGAUAAUAAGUUGGAACUGGUGAAAGAGGAUUGUGACGCAAAAUUGCAAGCCGCUGUUAAAAGCGAGGGCAUUUAUAAAAAUAAAUUACUAUUGCUGGAAGAAAGAUACAAAUGUACGGAAAUCCAGUUUCAGAAAACAGAAAAUAAAUUAAAAGAAUGCAUAUCCAACCUCAAUAAUAUGAAUGAGAUGAUGGUACGGUUAACUGCAGAGAGAGACGAUGCAAAAAAGAUGGCACGGCAGGAAAUUGAGACGGAAAAAAGGGAGCUGGAAGAUAAAAUUGCAUCGCUUUAUCAAGAGAUAACACAGAAUAAUAUUAACAGAGAUCAACUUAUGGCACAGUUGCAUAGCAGGAUAAAACUUAUAGUCACUCAAAAAGUUUUAAUUAUAAAGAGCCUCAAUAAAAAACUUAACGACGCUAAUUCAAGACGUGAACACCUGGAAAAAUUACUGGAUCAACAAAGAAAGGAAUACAUUUUGAAAACUUUGUAAAUAACUUAAUGUAUAAGACUCUAUGUGUAUAUAUGUUUAUGUGAGGAUAAAUUAAUUUUUAGUAUGAAAAUAUCUUUUCCAUCUUUAAGAAGCAAAUUAUUUGUCAUGAAUUGUAUGCACUACAAAAUAUAACAUUAUACGAUACCAUAUCGAUAAUUGAUAUCUUUGAUCCUACAUAUAAGAUAAAAAAUGUUUUUUUACAUGAUAUAUACUCAUUGAAAAAAAUUUUAAUGACGUAUAAAAUAUAAUCUCGAGAUUGUUCUAUACACGAUUUCACAUAUAUAAAAUCAAAUGCAUUUAUAAUAUCCUAAAGGUUAACCGUAGCUCUUCAUUAUUUAUGUUGCAUGUCUUCUCAUUGUUCAAAUAUAUGUAAUAGCGAUUUAAACUUACGUAUAUUAUACGUGCGUAUAUAACAUAUCCAUUAUACUUAAUUAAAAUGCGAUCUCUUUACAAAUCGGACAUCAUUAAUGUCAUUAGCCAAGUUUAUUUGUGCUGCCCAAAAAAA